Hypanus sabinus (Atlantic stingray) is the source of this 791-nucleotide messenger RNA. RefSeq names its product mitochondrial ribosomal protein S10 (gene mrps10). Gene Ontology annotation, molecular function: structural constituent of ribosome. Gene Ontology annotation, biological process: translation. Gene Ontology annotation, cellular component: mitochondrion; mitochondrial small ribosomal subunit; ribosome. The coding region runs from base 47 to 649 and encodes 200 amino acids. The record is from RefSeq and is a predicted model, not a curated record. Lineage: Eukaryota; Metazoa; Chordata; Chondrichthyes; Myliobatiformes; Dasyatidae. The transcript has 7 exons.
UCCAUUACCCGGAAGCACUGCUGCUUUUCCGCACUCCGAGACCGGGAUGGCGGUCUGCAGGACUACGUGUGGUGUGUUCAGGCGCCUUUUUAGGGUUGAUGGCGUUCCACUUUUGAAUUAUACUGCCAAUAAUAUGCUAACAGUAUGCCUAUGUAGGAAAAGGUUACUGCCAAUUUUUGCAUCAAGAAUUCAUUGGGGAUCUUCACACUAUUCCACAGCUCCAUCGAUAAUAGUAACAGAUGACCCUGAUACACUUUACAAGAAGAUCUCUGUGUUGGUAAAAGGCCACGAUAAAUUGGUACUGGAUAGCUAUGAAUAUUUUGCCACACUUGCAGCUAAAGAGUUGAACAUCACUGUUGACAAAGUGUAUGAACCUCCAAAGAAAGUUGAUAGAUUGACACUUCUCAAAUCUGUUCACAUUUUCAAGAAACACAGAGUUCAAUAUGAGAUGAGGACACACUACAGAUGUAUAGAGCUCAAACAUUUGACUGGAAGCACUGCUGAGGUAUAUCUGGAAUAUAUCCAGCGCAAUCUUCCUGAAGGAGUCGCAAUGGAGGUGACCAAGACAAUGUUAGAAAAGGUACCUCACCAUCUUCAAGAACCUGUUUGGAAGACAGACCCUCCAAAAGAUGAAGGAAAAUCAGUUUGAUAUAACCAAUGGAAAUAUGUAUGAAACUUUAUUUAAUGAGCUAUUACAAUACAAAAUAAUAAAGUUCAUUUAUCAAAGUGAUAUAUCUUCAAGUUGCAUUAUCUAGGCUGCAAUGUUAAAUAAUAAAGGUAACAUUCUUGAA